Patiria miniata (bat star) is the source of this 6323-nucleotide messenger RNA. RefSeq names its product helicase ARIP4-like. Gene Ontology annotation, molecular function: ATP binding; ATP-dependent chromatin remodeler activity; ATP hydrolysis activity. Gene Ontology annotation, cellular component: nucleus. The coding region runs from base 233 to 5131 and encodes 1632 amino acids. The record is from RefSeq and is a predicted model, not a curated record. Lineage: Eukaryota; Metazoa; Echinodermata; Asteroidea; Valvatida; Asterinidae. The transcript has 21 exons.
UCCCCCUUGCAUAACAGGCAACACAAAGGACGUGCAUCGUUUACGAGAUGGAAAAGUUAGUGUUUCAAUUCGUGGCCGAAUAUUAUGACCUUUCGUUUACGUAAAUCGCCGCCCAUCAAAAAGAAAUGUGUCGGAGAUGACUGAAAUUCAUGUGACUGCGUGAGACAGCACAUCUCAGGCUUCUGUUUCUGAACGAACUCCAAAAAAGGGAAUAUUCAACCCCCCCCCCAAGAUGGACUCGGAUGUGCUCAUCAGUGAUGACAACGAGUCCUCCAACAUCAACGAUUUCCUACCAGAAGGCAUCGGUAGUGAUGCCUCAUUCUCCUCACCCUCGGCAUCAAGUAGUCUGCCUGACUGCAACUUGGAUGACAGCAACUCCACCCCAGAAGACUUGCCAGACGAUGAUGACGACCGCAUGUCAUCGGACAGUGGCAGCGAUGACAAAGAUGACGAUGGCGAUGACAAUGCCAUGGAUGACAAUGACACAAAUGACACGACCCAAGGCCCGUCCACCGAUCCCAGCAGUACUCCAGUGGACCCCAGUGCUGAGGCAGACGCCAACCUGACCCUGUCUUUCCUGAGUGUUCCGGACGACAUGAAGCCAAGCGGCUCGCAACCGAAGGGGAAACGGAAAAGUGCGCCCAGGGCCAAGAGUAAAGCCCUGGCAGGGCCGAAGAAGAAACGAAGGAAGAAAGGGCAGAAUGAAGACGAGGAAGAGAGCAAUGGCGGAGACGAGGCGGAAGGCGUGGAAGUGAAAAAGAAGAAGAAAAACAAACCGCCACAAAGGAGGAGGAACAUUAAGAAGUUUCUGACCCACGGGGAGUUGACCGCAGACACCUUGACAGCCCAGCAAGAGGAAGAAGAAAGACGCAAGCGGUUGGAGGAACAGAAAAAUGCCGCCGCUCUGAACGGAGCAUUUGCCAUUCCUCCUGAGUUGAUGGAAAUCCUAGGCCCCCAGCCACCCCUAGACAGCGGCAGCCAAGGGUUGCCGACAUCCGUCGCAGCGACAGUCGACAUCGCCACCGAUCUCACCCCGACGCCCGCCGCUGCUCCGACAGCAGCAGCCGAGCAGAGUGAGGAGGAGUGCAUCGUCCUGGGCAGCAGCAGCAGCGAAGGGGAGGAGGAAGCGUCUAGAAGGAAGAGCCGAGACGUGGCAGCGGCAGCCCAGAAGAAAGACGUGAUUGAGAUUUCCAGCGACGAGGACGGUGUGACCAUCCUGAGCGACGAGGACGAUGAUGAAGAGUUAGCUGAAGGUGGCGGGGAGGAGGAGGAAGUCAGCGGGAUGCACACCAACGAUGCCUUGAACCAGCCCGACAUCUUCGGCAGGGUCCUGGUCAACGUCACCCGGCCGCAAGAUGAAGAGGACAUCUUCCUCCCGCCGCAGAUUGCCCGGAGUGUCAAGCCCCACCAGAUUGGAGGUAUCCGUUUCCUGUACGAUAACCUGGUAGAGUCGCUGUCCAGAUUUCGAGUAACGCUCGGCUUUGGUUGCAUCCUGGCUCACAGCAUGGGCCUGGGCAAGACGCUCCAGAUGAUCUCCUUCAUCGACAUCUUCCUUAGACACACCGAGGCCAAAACGGUUCUCUGCAUUGUCCCAAUCAACACGAUUCAAAACUGGGUUGCGGAGUUCAACAUUUGGUUGCCGGAACGUCGAUCAAACGGUGUCCUGACGGAGAACGAAACCCGGAACAAAAAGAAGGGCUCCAGCCGAAAGGCAAAACCCGAUGUGACAAACAGUGAAACAAAACCGCUUGAUAACACUGAGUCAGGCGAGAGCAUGUCGCUCCCGGGGGACUCUGACAGUCGAGGGGAUACAGCAACCCCUACGAUGGAGAGGUUGCCGGGAAACGAAGAUGCAUCCAUGUCGUCCUGCGACGGUCAAGCCUCAUCGUCAACGUCAACGAAGUCGUCACCGAAGGCUGACGGGGAGGACUUUCCCGAGGAGAUCGUGUACAGGCAGUUUCCGCUCUAUGUCAUGAACGACACUUACAGGAACAUGGCUGCACGCCAUCAGGUUAUCACCACAUGGCACAAGACAGGGGGCGUCCUCCUGAUGGGCUACGAGAUGUACCGCCUCCUCAGUCUCCGUGGAGCCUCCGCCUCUUCCACCAGGACCUCGUUCUCCUUAUCCAAACACCUCGCCAACCGAAAGAAGAAGAAGAAGAAAAAGGCGUCCGACGGCGCCGACGAGCCGGAGAUUAUCGACCUGGAGGAGGAAGACAAGAAUACCAUCAUGGCCGAAGGGCUGCACAAGGCGCUGUGUAGGCCGGGCCCAGACCUGGUGGUCUGCGACGAGGGGCACCGGAUCAAGAACAUCCACGCGGGCAUCUCCCAGGCGCUCAAGAACAUCAGGACAAGACGACGAGUUGUUUUGACGGGAUACCCGCUGCAGAACAACCUGCAGGAGUACUGGUGCAUGGUGGACUUCGUCCGACCAAACUUCCUCGGUACCCGGCACGAGUUUGCCAACCUGUUCGAGAGGCCCAUCCAGAAUGGUCAAUGCAUAGACAGCACGCAAAAGGACAUGCAGUUGAUGCGUUUCCGAGCCCACGUCCUGUUCAGCCUCCUGGAAGGUUUCGUCCAGCGCCGCGGCUUCUCUGUCCUCCACAGCACCCUGCCGCCCAAGGAGGAGAGCGUGCUGCUUGUGCGGCUGACCCCCUUCCAGCGCGGACUGUACAUCAAGUUCAUGCAGUCCUUCACCGAGAUGGGCGCUGGGGGAUGGUGCUCGGCCAACCCACUCAAGGCUUUCUCGGUUGGUUGCAAGAUUUGGAAUCACCCGGAUAUCCUCUGCGAUGUUCUUCAAAAGCGAGAUGAAAUGGCCGACCUGGACACGGACUUGGAUCUCCCUGAAACAUCGGCAAGGUGUUCCAAGAAAGGCAAGAAGGACGGUGCCAAGUCCAGCAAGAAGGCCGCCGCCAAGCCUGCUUGUGAAGCUAAGAAGGAGGAGGCAGAUGUAGCGAUGGGACCGGCCAUCGAGCAGUCCUACCAGGAGAAGGUCAAUCAGAUCAUCUCGUUCGAAUGGGCACGAGACAUCAUGAAGAACUACCAGCCCAACAAGCUGUACAACGGCGGCAAGAUGAUGCUGCUCUUUGAGAUCCUGGAGGCCUCCAUCAAGGUGGGGGACCGUCUCCUGGUCUUCAGUCAGAGCCUGAGCACCCUGUCCCUGAUCGAGAAGUUCCUGGCCGAGAGGACCAUGCCGGAACCGCCGGAUCCCCCAUCGGACUUUGAUGGGAAAUGGGUCCGGAAUAAGACGUACUUCCGCCUGGAUGGCAGCACACCGGCCUCUGAUCGGGAGAAGAUGAUCAAUCAGUUCAACCAUGAGAACAACAAACACUUCUGGCUCUUCCUGCUCUCCACACGGGCCGGUUGUCUAGGAAUCAACCUGAUCGGUGCUAAUCGCGUCAUCGUCUUGGACGCCUCCUGGAACCCCUGCCACGACGCGCAGGCCGUCUGCCGUGUCUACCGCUACGGCCAGAAGAAGAAAUGCCAUGUCUACCGGAUGGUGACCGACAACACGCUGGAGAAAAAGAUCUACGACAGACAGAUCUCUAAGAAAGGAAUGUCAGACCGGGUCGUUGACGAGCUGAACCCAGAGAUGAACCUGACCAAGAAGGAAGUUGAAUCCUUGCUGGAGUUUGACGCCGACGCUGACGACACGCCUUAUGAGGACUUCAGCAAUGUGGCCGUCAAGUACACUGACGCCAUGCUGGUCAACAUCUGCAACGAGUACAGCAACUUCCUCAGUAAGGCACCCUUCAGCACCGAAUCCCUCAUCUGGGACAGGAAAGACCGGCGGCUGACCAGAGCCGAGAAACGCAUGGCCAAGAAAAGCUACGAGGAAGAGAAGAAACUCCGGGUGUCUUACGCCCGCCCCUCCUACCAGGCCUUCUACCCUAAAGACGGCAACCCUCCAAUGACCAAUGUCCAGUCAAGAGGGGGCAGUGUUAUGCAGUCGACGUACGGUAUGCCCGGCCGGGGUGCACCACAGUUCUACACCCGUCCAAUCGCGGGCAUGCACCCGGUCCAGUCCACACCCGUCCCGCGGUUCCACCCCGGAUUGGUCUCUUCCGGUCACCAGCAGAGACUGGCCGAACUCCAGCAAGCAGGAGUCUCCAUGCAGAAGAUUGUCGCAACCACCGAUAUUGUGCUACCCGGUGUCAACACCCACACUUCAGGUCCUGUCAUCAAAGCUGGCCAGACAGUCACUUUCAUCAGGACUCAGAAGGGCCUGUACCUGCGUACCACAGACGGGCGGAUCCUGGCCGUCCGAGGCCCGAGUGGGACUGAGACCAGCAAGGCCCAUCCAGGAAUGCCGCCCUUCAACCAGUUUACCACGCUGGCAUCUGCAAAGAGCCAGGCCAAGUGGGGCAUCACGACUAGUGCGGGCGGGCUUCCAAGUGUUGGUGGCAGCAGCGGGAUCAGCAAGAACAGUGUUGGUGGCAGCAGCGGGAUUGGAAGCAGUGCAGGAUCUGUUUCUGCAGAAUCGGGCAGCGGCAAUCUGUCAAACGGCAGCGAUGGUGCCAACUCAAACAAUCUGGACUUGCAGCACCUGCUGGACAAGAGCGAUAUCACUGACUUGGGUAGUUUGCCCCAGUUCACCUCAUCUGGCAGUACCAUGGGCCAAGCACAUCACUUAGGGUACCCACAGAGUCUGCAGUCCUUGAACAACCUGGGAUUGCAGGAGAUCCCACAGGGCACACAAAACGUGUCCCUUGGGGGACCCUCUCCAAAUCUCCCAGCAAGUCUUGUCAACAAUUCUGGCAUGAUUAACAUACCGACAACAGCAUCUAUUCUCUCCUCGACUGGCCGUCUCGCCUCCAUCGCUCCCACGAACAACAGACUGCCUUUACACAGGAAUCCUUUGGCGGGUGGAACUGUCCCGCUAGCUGCCAUAGGCAUGUUUGCACCCAGGCCACCCACCAACCUGUCUACCCUUCCCUCUACCGCUAUGUCUGUCGCACCGUCUUCAAGUCUCUCCUUGCCACAAAAGGCAGUCACAGACGCGAACAUUCCAUUGACGCUGAACAGCCUACUAGACGGCGAUCCGGUCAGGAUGGCCAGUGAAGAGGAAACACAGGUUAACGAUCCAGCUUCGGAGCAAAGUGCAAUUGUGACUGUGGAAUCGGACGAAUGAGACGAAUUUCAAGUAGUCGUAAAUGGGAAUCAACGUUGAGCAGAUGGAAUGGGCACUUCGGCCGAUUGCACUGUGGUUUUGUUUUAGAGACCAAACAGGGAUGAGUUGGCAAGGUGUGUAUCGACAGGACUGUGCCGUGCAGUACUCCACAUAUCCAAUUCAAACCUUCAAAUCGGCUGUGCGGUUCCAGCGUGUCAAUUUUUUGGUAUCUGCACAAACCUGUCUUCAUGUGAGCAUCGGGCGUUUUCCAUGAUUCGUUCAAGCGUCCCUUCCAGUGGUCUCCUGUAACUUUGUUACCAUUGAAGGAGUACUUAUGCACGGAGUCUAUAGUUCCAAAUUAUGAACCGACUUUUGGACAAAGUAGUACUAAUGUGCACUGCAAAUGAUUGUACUCGACUGAUUUGCUAAUGUACGACCCCGAUGUCUGACAGAUGCAUUCAUUUGUUUUAAUUGUUUUAUAUGAAAUUCCUGUAUGAGGACGUUGACUGGCCGUAUUAUGUUUUUGAUAAGGGCAAUAGUUGAACUUAUUGAAAGUCAUAAGAAACCUGUGGUGAGGUACAUGCACGGUGUACUUGUGGGAUUAACAUGAUGAAGUAAUGACAUCUUUGGACCAUUUUGGGCCCAAUUUCAUAGCACUGCUGAACAGUAAGCAGGGAGGGGGAUUCCACUCUUUUCUGUUUUUUUUUCCUGAGAUUUCUGUUGUUACGUCACUGAUUUAAGCAACUUUAUCCAUUGAAGUAAGCAUGCCUUUUGUGUGCUUACUGCUUUAUGGUCUCUCUGGAGUACACAACAGCUCUGUUAGCAAAAAAUUGUUUGCUUAAUAACGCUAUGAAAUCGGGCCAGAAAUAUUUAAGUCGGAUCAUGGCUGCACUGCAGUUUUGUUUUUAGAUCGUGUUACUCCUUUUUUGUUUUUAAAUGAAAUUGGUUAUUAAUGAGAGGGUUACAUGUAAUUAUUGUGAUGUUGGUCAUGUUUUUGAGAUCCGAGGGGUUACAUGUUCUUGUUGACUGAAGCAAAAGUCAAGGGAAACAUGGAAGACGCAGGAAUUAAGUGGGAACUUGUCCAGUACAAGUAUUUAUAGUCAAAACAAGGAAUAUUGGGGGCAAGUAUAGAUAAAUUAGCUAAAAGUGAACGAUUGAUCAAAAAUGUGUGCCCUAAAACCGACUUGUUAUUUUCUGAACACAAGUGAGAUUG